Messenger RNA from Procambarus clarkii (red swamp crayfish), 745 nucleotides. Its product is annotated as larval cuticle protein A3A. The record is from RefSeq and is a predicted model, not a curated record. Gene Ontology annotation, cellular component: extracellular matrix. NCBI's taxonomy places the organism in Eukaryota, Metazoa, Arthropoda, Malacostraca, Decapoda, Cambaridae.
UAAGGAAGAGAAGCUACCACCAAGUCCCACUCCUCCUGAGGUACACCAAGAGAGCGACCUCUCAAGGCAUCCGGAACUCCACUUGAUCAAGACUUCAAGUCUCCUCCAAGACAUUUUAACAUGUUUAUCAAGGCGGCGUUGUUACUGGUGGCGUUGAGCGUGGUGCUGGCGUCUCCUCACGGCCCUUACAACCCCUAUCCAUCACAGCCCUACGCAUUCAAGUACGGCGUCCAGGACAGCUACAGCGGUCAGAACCAUGGCAGGAAGGAGUACUCCGACGGCCACGUCGUCAAGGGCACCUACAGUGUGGACUUGCCUGGCGGUACACGGCAAAGGGUGGACUAUCAGGCAGACAAGUACAACGGCUACCAGGCGAGGGUCUCCUACACCGGCGUGGGCUACUGAACCUCUACUGAACCUCCGCUGAACAAUGGCUGAACCUCUGCUGAACAACGUUCGAACCUCUAUUGAAAGAUUGUCAACAACUAGUGAACGACUGCCAGCGGCUGCUGCACGACUGCCAGCGGCUGCUGCACGACUGACAGCGGCUGCUGCACGACUGCCAGUGGCUGCUGCACGACUGCCAGUGGCUGCUGCACGACUGCCAGCGGCUGCUGCACGACUGCCAGCGGCUGCUGCACGACUGCCAGCGGCUGCUGCACGACUCCUGAACGACCACACUCAACUCUGAGACAUUCCUACUUGAAUAAGGUCCACAACUUUCUCAAAUAAACGUCCACACUUC